Trematosphaeria pertusa is the source of this 763-nucleotide messenger RNA. RefSeq lists its product as uncharacterized. NCBI's taxonomy places the organism in Eukaryota, Fungi, Ascomycota, Dothideomycetes, Pleosporales, Trematosphaeriaceae. The record is from RefSeq and is a predicted model, not a curated record. The coding region runs from base 78 to 563 and encodes 161 amino acids. The transcript has a single exon.
GAGAAUUACGCGAAGUGUCUUAGCGCGGGGAUUCUGACGCAAAAGCAACUCUCUUGUUGAUAGAUAAUGAUGAAUUAAUGGAGGGGCUCCAGAACGAGUCCGAAAAAGCUCGAGAGUCCUGCUUUCAAUCGCUCGUGGAGCGUUGCUGUGGAGAAGCGACGAGCUGUCAUUUUGCCAGGAACAACACCUGGCUGGGUGACAUCCUCUCGCGAUCGUGUCAAGCGCUUUCUUCCGCUGGCCAUGCCAUGUGUAGGGAUCAAGCUCCGUCCAUGAUCCCUGGAGACAAGCGGGGCAUUAACAGCGGACGGUUGAGAGUGCUGGCGCCCGGGCAUGGACCAGGGCAGCCGUCUCGUGGGAGUCUGAAGAGCCUCGUGCCUGUUGUCCCACCAUCGUUAGAGACCUCAUCAAGACGUGAAGGGCAAGGUGCCCCUCAUGCUCUGUCUCUCUGGGCUCUCGCGUGCAGUCGGAGAGGUUUCUGUGCCGCUUCAUGCAGUCUCGCCGGUGCUAACUCGACUGAAGUGGGUCCGGGGAAGUGCAUCCGCUGCUGUGGAUGCGCUCGCUAGGAACGAGUAAGAAGGCGUCGAUCGGUUCCGGACGCCUAAAAUUACUCGUCGCUGCUGGUGAAGUCAUUUUGUUUGAGGACACAAGCUACCCCUUUUCUAUCGCCGUCGUCAUCAGAUUAAGGUGGGCUGGUGGGGGACAAAGCCCCGAAGCCUCGCCCCUCCGCCGUAAUUUUUGCGGUGCUGUGUCAGUAACUUUGGCG